UGACGCCAAAAGCCAAACAAACUCCAGAAGAAGAUAUCUUAGUGGUGGCAUAAACACAACAACAACACAAGGAAACACCAUUAUCAUCCCCGAAGCUGGGAACAACACUCCUCAAAAUCAAAUCUCUGCCAUAUUAUAUAUCAGAUGUUGCACUCUCAGUGCCACCACCACCUUCUCUUCCCACUCACACUCGCACACCACAAAGUUAAACCCCCUCUCUCCAUUCUUCCUCCUCUUCACCACAAACCCACCAUUCUCCACUCUGUUUCGGCUUCAGCCAUUCCUCCAUGGGCCGCGCAACUCGCCGAUGCAGCAGCAGACAUUGACACAGAGGGCCCUGUUGAACUUCCAUUCUCUUCCACUCCUUCCAUUUUCGCCACCUCCGACGACCCUUCGCCCAUCCAAGUCGCUUCCAGUGUUCUCCUCACCGGCGCCGUCUCCGUCUUCCUCUUCCGCUCCCUCCGCCGCAGGGCUCAACGUGUCAAACAAUCCCAAUUCAGGUCUUCAGGAGAGAAGUCGAUAAAGGAAGAAGCAUUGGAUAGCUUGAAAGCUAUGGGGUCGGCUUCAGUGAAGGCUAAGGAGGAUUCAGCUUCACCUGUUCAGGCAUUGCUUGGGGGAAUAUCUGCUGGAGUUAUUGCUCUUAUUCUCUACAAGUUUGCCACUACCAUUGAGGCAGCUCUAAACCGACAGACAAUUUCAGAUAACUUCUCUGUCCGCCAGAUAACCAUCACCAUUAGGACAAUAGUGAAUGGCUUGACCUACCUUGCAACAUUUGUUUUUGGCCUGAAUUCCCUUGGUUUAUUCCUUUAUUCUGGCCAGCUUGCCCUCAAAUCCAUCAUGGGAGAUUCAACUGAAAAGGAAACUGAAAGUAAAAGCACUGAUCAGCCAAAUUUAUCAAAUUCAUCCAAUGAGAGUUCCACAGAUAAGACUGAAUUGAGCAGCAGGAAGGAAGAACAAAGUUCAAAUGAUGCACAAUAGUUACUAGGUGUAAAUAUAAUGAAGUUCAAAUCAAGGAAGAAGCUGAGGAUUUGCGGUUACUCAAUCCAUUCAAUGAAACAUCAAUUAAGUUUACAAAUUCCACUUGCUGCAUUUACAUUUCUGUGGCCUUCACCAAAAACUUGUGUUUUAUUAGCAUCACUUAUUUGAGAUGAAGAACAAGGUGCAUACCCCUAGGCCCUGGUCUAUCCUUUGCCACUACUGGUAUUUUUGCCAAUAAGUGUGUGCCCGGGAAAUAUAAUGGCGAACUGUGCAUUGUAGUGAU
This is a messenger RNA of Glycine soja, 1261 nucleotides long. RefSeq lists its product as uncharacterized. NCBI's taxonomy places the organism in Eukaryota, Viridiplantae, Streptophyta, Magnoliopsida, Fabales, Fabaceae. The coding region runs from base 145 to 978 and encodes 277 amino acids. The transcript is spliced from 5 exons. The record is from RefSeq and is a predicted model, not a curated record. Gene Ontology annotation, cellular component: chloroplast thylakoid membrane.